AUGGCAGUGGGUCGUGUAGCAGGAACAGGAAAUAUCGGAUAUUCAACAAACUAUCGCGGUGGAGCAUCAAAUCUUUCCACUCCCGUCAACAAGAAGCAGAAGAAAAAACGGAAGCUAAAAGAGAAGCUUCGAGCAAUGGAGCAACUCGGUGUUCUCGUCCAUCGCCGCGGUAUGGCCAAAGGUAAGGUAACCAAAAUUUUAAGUACCAUUCAACCCCAACACGAAGACAAUCUAGUGCUUAGUCAGGCACAAAUUAAAGUGUACACCAAGAAAUUGGAAUCUGCUCAAAAGGAGUAUGAAGUCCUGCAAGAGAAAAUAUUGGAGCUGGUAUCUGCUGAGGACAUGGAUGCUCAUGACCAACACUUCGAAGCCUUCGACGAUUUGUGUGACAUGGUAGGAAUCAUCCUGGAGGAACAGGGUGAAUCUGGUGUGCCUAUCGCAGCAAACUCCAUUCCACCGAAUGCUGCCACUUCACUGGUGAUCCAUCAACCUCUCAGAAUGCCCAUUCCCACUUUCGAUGGAAGGUAUGAAAGCUGGCCGAAGUUUAAGGCAAUGUUCAUGGACCUAUUGGACAAAGCACCCGAUCCGCCAGCUGUUAAGUUGUACCAUCUCGAUAAGGCAUUAGUGGGUAGUGCAGCUGGUUUAAUAGAUGCGAAAACGAUUAAUGAAGGCAAUUAUGCACACGCUUGGGAAAUUCUCGAGGAGAGGUACGAGAACAAACGACACGCUAUCGACUGUUAUAUUCACGGCCUUUUGAAUCUAACCAAAAUGUCUAAGGAAACAAAUGGCGAGCUCAGGAAACUGAUAGACGAGUGCACAAGGCACGUCGAGAGUGUGAAGUUUUUAGAGCAACCUUUCACCGGAGUGUCGGAACAAAUAGUGGUCCACUUGCUUGCAGUAGCAUUGGAUAAAGAAACUCGAAGACGCUGGGAAUCCACUGUGAAGCAUGGGGAACUUCCUGGAUAUGACAUGAUGCUGAAGUUUUUAAAAGAGCAAUGCUUCGUUUUGGAGAGAUGCGAAAGUACCAAUCCCAAACAAUCCGCAACUCAAGUCAAACCUAUAAAUAUCCAGAGUAAGGCAUCUUUCGCCAAAUCACAUGCAUCUACUGCAUCCGCUGAAUCCGAGUACAAAUGCGACUUCUGUGGCAAGGGCCACCUAAACUACACUUGUCCAGAAUUCAAAGCGCUUCCCUUACAGCAACGAUUGUCUAAGGUUCGAGAAAGAAACACUUGUUUUAAUUGCUUAAGGAAAGGCCAUCGCAGUAGAGAUUGCCCUUCCGAUAAAACAUGCUUCAAAUGCAAUAGGAAGCAUCACAGUCUACUCCACGCGGAAGCAAAAACAAGUUCUCCAGUAACAAAGGAGAGAAGUUCAUCCAGAGAAGCUGAUACUCAAACAGUUAAGAAACCGACGCAAGAAGAAAAUCAUCAGGAACAAACACAACUUACUGCUGCCACCUGUUCGAGUGUACUUCCAAUACAGCAUAUACUUCUUCUCACAGCCGUUGUAGAGGUGAUGGACAAAAACUACAAACCCCACCCGUGCAGAAUUUUAUUGGAUAGUGGAUCCCAAGCCAAUCUGAUUUCGCAGUCCAUGAUAAAUGCAUUAGGAUUGCAGCAGUUUCCAUUAAAGGUAACCGUAAAGGGAGUAAAUAGCACGAAGAGCCAUUCGUCAAUGAGCAGCAUAGUCCAAAUCCGAUCUAAAUAUUCAGACUUCAGAGCGAGUCUUCAAUGUUUGGUGACGGACAACGUGACGGCAGACUUGCCCACUUCAAGCUUCGAUGUUAGUAACUGGGUGCUUCCAACAGGUGUUCAACUCGCCGAUCCGACGUUCCAUCAAACUGGCAAAAUAGAUAUGUUGAUUGGAAGCCAGUGGUUCCUGAAAUUGCUAUUGCCAGGAGAGAAAACAUUAGCCGAAAAUCUUCCCGUACUUAAGGAGAUUCAGUUCGGUUGGGUCCUGGGUGGCAGCUAUGGAGGCGAGACAACAUCUAACUACAUAGUACAUUCACAUGCUGCAACGUUUGAUGAUUUGGAUCAUCUUAUCUGUUGGUUUUGGGAGGUCGAAGAAGUUUCCAACGAUGCACAUGGUUCCAAUGAAGAAGAAUGCGGGCAGCAUUUCCUAAACACUCAUCGACGAGAUGCUUCUGGCAGAUACAUUGUUCAGUUGCCUCUCAAGGAUUGUUUUAAUGAGCUUGGCGACUCCAGAGCCAUGGCGCUACGAAGAUUCUACGCAUUGGAAAGAAGGUUGAAUCAGCAUACUGAUUUGAAGCAGCAAAACUCAGAGUUCAUGAGUGAGUACGAAGAUCUUGGACACUGCAAAGAGAUCAAUGAAUUCAACGAUCCACCACAUAUAAGCAAAUGGUACCUACCUCAUCAUGCUGUUAUUCGACCAUCAAAUACAACCACUAAGUGUCGUGUCGUAUUCGACGCUUCCGCAAAGGUGUUUGGCCGCUCCCUGAAUGAUGUCAUGAAGAUAGGUACUAUUAUUCAGAGCGACUUGCAAUCAAUCAUCCUACGCUUCCGUGAACCUCGCUAUGUUUUGACUACAGACAUAGCGAAAAUGUAUAGGCAGAUUGUUGUUGACGACUGCCACACUCCGUUGCAAAGAAUAUUCUGGCGGAAAGAUUCAUCGAGCGUCGUGCGUGUAUUGGAAUUAACAACGGUUACAUACGGCACGGCAUCUGCACCCUUUUUAGCCACAAGGGCCCUUAAGCAGCUGUCCACCGACGAACGAGAUAAGUUUCCUAUGGCAGCUGAUAUAGUCGACAAAAAUUUCUACGUCGAUAAUGGCUUGUUUGGAUACGACGACUUAUCACAAGCACGUGAUGCGCAAAACCAAUUGAUUCACUUGCUGAAGGCCGGUGGAUUCCAUUUGCACAAAUGGUCAUCGAAUAGUCUAGAGCUGUUGGAGACCAUUCCUGAAGCGGAUCGAGAGCAGCUAGUAAGUUUUGAAGAAUCCGGAGCCAAUGAAGUCAUUAAAAUGCUUGGAUUAAUGCGGAAUCCUUCAACGGACGAGCUGCUGUUCGUAUCAAUGCCCACCUGUGAUAUAGAAACGCCAACCAAACGACAAGUUUUAUCCUUGAUAGCCAGAAUGUUUGAUCCUUUGGGGUUGGUGUCUCCAGUAGUUAUCAUUGGCAAACUUCUUAUGCAGCAAACCUGGAAGGAAAACAUUGAUUGGGAUGAACAAAUUACAGGAGAGUUGUUGAAAAAUUGGAAAUACUUCCUUGUGACCAAUGCUGCUCACUUUGGGCUGCAUGGCUUUGCGGAUGCUUCUCAAGGUGCAUUAGAAGCCUGUGUCUACAUUCGAUCCGUGAUCCCUGGUCUGGAUGCCGUAGUUAAACUACUUUGUGGGAAAUCGAAAGUAGUUCCAAAGGCAGCUCUCACAAUUCCUCGCAAGGAACUAGCGGCUGCGUUACUGCUGCAUCGUCUCGUGCGAAAAAUUAUUUCUUCCUCGAAUUUGCUUUUCAGUGCAAUCGUGUUGUGGUCUGACGGCCAAGUGGUUCUCGCAUGGUUGAAGAAAAAUCCCAGCCUACUAGAAAUUUUCGUGCGAAACAGAGUAUGUGAAAUUAUCUCUACUGAGAAUGAUUUUGAAUGGAGAUACGUAAAAACUUCCGAGAAUCCAGCCGAUGUGGUUUCUCGGGGUCAAUCAGCCAUUAAGUUAGCAACUAACAAUUUAUGGUGGAGUGGUCCAUUGUUCUUGAAAAGUGAUCCUUACGAGCUUGAAACUCCUACCCAACUAUGCGAUGAUGAUAUUCCAGAAAUGAAGUGUGUUGCCGUGGUGCAUACGGUUGGGCGUUAUGGAAAAUUACCAGUUUUCCAAAAAUUUGAAUCUUUUCGUAAAUUACAAAAAGUUAUUGCAUAUGUUCUACGAUUCUGCAAGAACGCGAAGGAGAAAUUAGCGGAAACCCGUAUCCUGAAAAAAUACCCUACUAUGACCGAGAUGAACGAAUCCAUGAAGGUGAUUGUUAGAGUGAUUCAAUAUCAAGAAUUUGCAGAUGAGAUAGCCCGUUUGAAAUCAGCGACUCUUCGGCGUCAGUUUUGGGUUCCGAAUGGUCGUUCUGCUGUGCGUAAGAUCACUCGUAGCUGUGUCCAGUGCUUUAAGACCAAACCGACAACGGUAGGUCAGUUCAUGGGUGACCUGCCAGCCAGUCGUUGUGAACGAGCACCAGCUUUUCAAAAGGUUGGACUCGAUUAUGCUGGACCUAUUCUUUUGAAGCAACCUGGACAAAAGGCAGUUGCUGUUAAGGGGUACAUUUGUAUCUUUGUGUGUAUGGUGACCAAGGGUAUUCAUCUGGAAGCAGUCGAAAGCCUAUCAACCGAUUCAUUCAUCGCAGCGUUACACCGGUUCGUAUCCCGACGAGGAGUACCAGAGGACAUGUUCUCUGACAAUGGGACCAACUUCGUUGGUGCAAAGAACCGACUGCAUGAAUUGUACCAAAUGUUUAAACAGCAGUUAACGGAAAGGAAGCUGUUUGAAUUUUGUCAACCUAGAAAAAUUAACUGGAAAAUGAUUCCACCAAGUGCUCCUCACAUGGGGGGAAUAUGGGAGCAGGUGUAA
Molecule: messenger RNA, 4554 nt
Organism: Topomyia yanbarensis
Lineage: Eukaryota; Metazoa; Arthropoda; Insecta; Diptera; Culicidae
Exons: 4
Coding region: 1-4554 (1517 amino acids)
Biological process (GO): proteolysis; DNA integration
Molecular function (GO): aspartic-type endopeptidase activity; nucleic acid binding; zinc ion binding
Source: RefSeq, a predicted model, not a curated record